Branchiostoma floridae (Florida lancelet) is the source of this 2044-nucleotide messenger RNA. Its product is annotated as PSME3-interacting protein-like. The transcript has 6 exons. NCBI's taxonomy places the organism in Eukaryota, Metazoa, Chordata, Leptocardii, Amphioxiformes, Branchiostomatidae. Gene Ontology annotation, cellular component: nucleus. Bases 115 to 930 code for a protein of 271 amino acids. The record is from RefSeq and is a predicted model, not a curated record.
UAAAUUUCAGGCAUUGUGGGAAAAGGUCCUUUGGUCACGAAUGCACAGAAAGAGGGAGGGCGACGAAGUUUUUUUGGAAGUUGGUGAUCGAAAAGUAGUUGUAACUCCACUAGAAUGUCCGGCAGCGGCAUAUCGUUUGUGACAGAGGCGCAGGUAGAGGAGACGAAGAAGAAACGUCAGGAGGAGUGGGAGAAAGUCAGAACCGCCGACCAACCCGAAGAAUGCCCAGAGGAGGAGUAUGAUCCUCGGUCGCUGUUCGACAGACUGGAAGAACAGAAGGAGAAGAAACAGGCUGAGUACGAGGAACAGUUCAAGUUCAAGAACCAGUUCCGUGGGCUGGAAGAGGAGGAGACAAACUUCCUCGGGGAGGUGGACAACAUCCGAGCCAAGAUAGAGAGACAGAAGAGACAAGAGGAGUGGGAGGUCAUCAGGGAACAGAGAAAAGCUCUAGAACUUGUCAAUGAAGCAGGGGAGGCGGCAACUAGCAGCACUUCACAGUCUCCCCAGGAGCAAAGUGCCAAGAGACCCACCCCAAAACCUGUACCCAACCAGCCAAGGAAGUCCCAACAGGCACUACUAGCUGGGGCUGUCAAGAGAAAGAGAAGCAGUAGUGAUGAUGUAAAAGAUACCAGUAGUCUUCCAAAAGCAACAAAGUCUGAAGACAGUUCAUCACAUGACACAGAAACAGCGCAGGUACCAGACGACAGUAGAACAACAACAGACAGCGCUCCUGCCGUGGCGUUACAGACAGCGCAGGUGGUGGCGGUGCUUCCCGGUCUGGGCGCGUACAACUACAGCAGUGACUCCAGCGACGCUUCCAGUGACGAGUCUGACGUUAUCGAGGUUGUCCCCAUCCUGAUGAAGGGUUGCGCUGGAACGGCGGCCAGUAAACUUGCAGCAGGGGGGAAACAUCAACACCACAGACACUGACAUCUGUCACUGUAGAUCACAGGCCACACCAAUUUAUGUACUUGGUUCUUGCAGUUGUAAUAGUCUAAAGUUAACAUUAAGAAAUAGUAUGUUAUUGAAACAAAGGGCUGUGAGAUAAACAUGAAUCUAACUACUGUAAAUGUGUUUAAGUUUCCUGGGAUUUAAUUUUGCUUUAUAGAGAAAUUGGAGUGUUUGCGGCGGUUUUAAGUACAUGUUUGAAACAAUAGAUAGGUGGACAAAAUACAAAUUGCUUUGGUCUAAGUUCAAACUGAAGAGGUCACUGUGAAAAAUGUGACCAUUAAACCAUUGCAAAAUUUUCCUCAUUUACAGUAUAACCCCCAGAAACUCUGCAUCCCUAAGUGCAGACUUCAUCAUAGACUCUGUUUUCAUUUUGACUUUGAAGUUCAGCAUUUAGUUUGAAUCCAAGAACCUACCAAUCAAAUUGGUGUGGCCUGAUAUUUGAUUUUGAAUAACACUGGCCACUUUGAAUUUGGAAAGUCACUAGGAAUAUAGAGAUGGAAAAUCUAACCAACUUUGCCACUUACAUUUCAGCAAGUUGUUGUGUGUAAAGGAAAGUGUCACAUGUAAUGUGACUAAACAUGUGUCCCUCUAUAUUGCUAUUUCUCUCAUAACCUGUACAGUUGUAGUGAUAUUUGACACUAGAGUAAAUUAGAUUUUUAUGAUCGUAGCAUCUUUUCACAAUCUUUAAAGUGGCCAAUGUUAAAUGUAGUUCUUGAAAAUGCUGUUCUAUUACUAUUGUAAUAAUACUACAGUGUACAUACAUAUAAUGCUUGUAAGGUGUGUUCUGAUGGUCAAUACUGUAAAAGCAAAACAAUGUUUUCUUGAGUAUUACAAACACAGAAUGCUGUGAAAUGUAGAAAAAUUCUCAUCUUCUCAAGGAAUGACAUUGUUUGAUUGAACAACAUAUGGGAGUGAUACUUUAUCUUCAGAUUCCGCUACCAGCAUUCCUCAUACAUGUAUAAGAAAGGAUGCUUGAAAGAAAACCUUGUCUGUUUCUAAACUACUAUAUGAAUGAACUUGCAUAAUGUGUUACUCUUUAUAUGGUACUAAUUAGUAUCUUCUAAUAUGUCAACUUAGACACAGCCUUUCUAAA